UUAUAUUGAUCCACACCAAUUUGUUAAUUAUUAUUCAUGCUUAGCAUAGCAUAGUGGCAUGCCAAAAUGGCCUCGUCAACACUCCUUCUGGCUCUUGUAAUUCUCCACAAUUUUCAGCACUCAACACAAUAUUCGUUCUCCCUCUCCGUGGAGAACCUCAAAGAAGACGUUAUAGUAUCAUCUCCCAAAGCUACAUUCACCGCAGGGUUUUACCCUGUUGGAGAAAACGCAUACUGCUUCGCAAUAUGGUACACCCAACAACCUCACACCCUUGUUUGGAUGGCCAACCGGGACCAACCGGUAAACGGAAAGCUCUCCACCCUUUCCCUUCUCAAAACCGGCAACCUUGCAUUAACCGACGCUGGCCAGUCAAUAGUGUGGUCCACCAACACCAUCACCUCAUCGAAACAAGUCCAGUUACAUUUGUAUGACACCGGCAACCUCGUCCUCCUCGACAACCAACAAAACCGUUCCUCCAACAUUGUUGUUCUGUGGCAAAGCUUCGAUUUCCCAACGAACACGCUUCUUCCUGCUCAAAUUCUCACCAAGAACACCAACCUUGUUUCCUCGAGAAGCGAGACCAACUAUUCCUCCGGUUUCUACAAGCUCUUCUUUGACUUCGAGAACGUUCUUCGUCUCAUGUACCAAGGUCCUCGAGUUUCAAGCGUUUACUGGCCAGAUCCUUGGCUUCAGAACAAUAAUUUCGGUAAUGGUGGCACGGGUAAUGGUAGAUCCACUUACAACGAUAGCAGGGUUGCUGUACUUGAUGAUUUCGGCUACUUUGUUUCUUCCGAUAACUUCACUUUCAGAACAAGUGAUUACGGGACGCUGCUCCAACGGAGAUUGACCCUCGAUCACGACGGUAGUGUGAGGGUGUUUAGCUUCAACGAUGGACACGACAAGUGGACAAUGUCAGGGGAAUUUCACUUACAUCCCUGUUACGUUCAUGGGAUUUGUGGACCUAAUAGUUAUUGCAGUUACGAGCCAUCAAGUGGUAGAAAGUGUUCGUGUCUUCCAGGUCAUACUUGGGUUGAUAGUCAAGAUUGGUCUCAAGGUUGCACACCAAAUUUCCAACAUUUAUGCAACAGCAACACCAAGUACGAAUCUCGCUUCCUGCGAAUACCUGACAUUGAUUUCUAUGGAUACGACUAUGGCUACUUUGGAAAUUACACUUAUCAGCAAUGUGAGAAUCUGUGUUCGCAAUUGUGCGAAUGCAAGGGGUUUCAGCACAGCUUUUCGGAGGCAAAUGCUUUCUUUCAAUGCUACCCAAAGACACAUUUGCUAAAUGGGAAUAGUCAACCAGGUUUCAUGGGAUCAUUCUUCCUGCGACUGCCUUUGUCGUCCCAUGAUGAGUAUGAGAACCCCGUCCAAAAUAAUAGAAGUGGCUUGGUUUGUGGGGGAGAUGUUGGAAACGUAAAGAUGCUGGAGAGAUCGUACGUUCAAGGGGAAGAAAAUGGAUCCUUGAAGUUCAUGUUAUGGUUUGCAGGUGCCUUGGGAGGAAUUGAGGUUAUGUGCAUCUUUCUGGUGUGGUGUUUACUGUUUAGGAAUAAUAGGACUUUACCCUCAAGUGCUGACAGACAAGGGUAUGUUCUUGCAGCAGCAGCAGGGUUUCAGAAAUUCAGUUACUCUGAACUGAAACAAGCCACCAAAGGCUUCAGUGAAGAGAUUGGAAGGGGUGCUGGAGGUAUUGUGUACAAGGGUGUGUUAUCUGAUGAUCAAGUUGUGGCCAUAAAGCGAUUGCAUGAAGUAGCAAACCAAGGAGAGAGUGAGUUCUUGGCUGAAGUAAGCAUCAUUGGAAGGCUUAACCACAUGAACUUAAUUGGCAUGUUGGGGUAUUGUGCAGAGGGAAAGCAUAGAUUGUUGGUUUAUGAGUACAUGGAGAAUGGUUCUUUAGCUCAGAACCUUUCAUCAAAUUCAAAUGUACUUGAAUGGAGUAAAAGGUAUAACAUUGCUCUGGGAACAGCAAGGGGUCUGGCCUACUUACAUGAAGAAUGCUUGGAGUGGAUUUUGCAUUGUGAUAUUAAGCCACAAAAUAUACUUCUUGACUCUGAAUACCAACCCAAGGUAGCAGAUUUUGGCUUGUCUAAGCUUCUUAACCGGAACAACGUCAACAAUUCAAGCUUCUCAAGGAUAAGAGGAACAAGAGGCUACAUGGCACCGGAAUGGGUUUACAACUUGUCAAUCACUUCCAAGGUGGAUGUUUAUAGCUAUGGAAUUGUUGUCUUGGAGAUGAUAACUGGAAGGAGCCCAACAACAGGUGUUCGAAUCACCGAAUUAGAAGCAGAGUCAGAUCAUCGCGAGAGGUUAGUGACAUGGGUGAGGGAGAAAAAGAUGAAAGGAUCAGAAGCGGGAUCUUCUUGGGUGGAUCAAAUCAUUGACCCUGCUUUGGGAUCCAACUAUGCCAAGAAUGAAAUGGAAAUAUUGGCAAGGGUGGCUUUGGAAUGUGUAGAGGAAGAGAAAAACGUCAGACCCAACAUGAGUCAAGUUGUCGAGAAGCUGCAAAAUCAUAGUAUGCACACAAUUGUUGAUGGUUUGAACAAAGAAUAGCAAGGUUUUAUGAAACUUACAAACCUAUAUUCAUUGAGUUAUUUCGGAACUUGCAAAGCCUUAUGUGACCCCUUUCUUGUUGGAUUAGGUAGGGUGAUUUUUUUCAUAUGAACAUUUAUUUGUAAGUCUGGAUCACUCACUUCUUAUGUAUUGUUUGUGUUUGGAUUCUGUUAUAAUUUUAAACUGUGUUAAUGGGAGCAGAUGAUUAGAUGGAUGACUAUGGAAAUCCUCAUACUAGAUGACGUUGAAAUACAAUGCUCUAAUAGAAUAUGACAUUGAGACAUGAGUUUAUGUAUUAAUUGCAUGAAGUUUUGGACAUAAAGUUUUUAUCAUUUUUGUUAGUUCAUUUUUUGGGGUUUUGGACGGCCUUAUUUUCAGCUGGAGAUGUUUUCAUACCCUUAAUUAAUAAGUUUUUAAUUUGGUGAUUAGUGUGAAUGUGAACCU
This is a messenger RNA of Glycine soja, 2991 nucleotides long. Its product is annotated as putative receptor protein kinase ZmPK1. Lineage: Eukaryota; Viridiplantae; Streptophyta; Magnoliopsida; Fabales; Fabaceae. The transcript has 2 exons. Gene Ontology annotation, molecular function: ATP binding; protein serine/threonine kinase activity. Gene Ontology annotation, biological process: protein phosphorylation; recognition of pollen. The coding region runs from base 67 to 2547 and encodes 826 amino acids. The record is from RefSeq and is a predicted model, not a curated record.